Molecule: messenger RNA, 1359 nt
Organism: Gavia stellata (red-throated loon)
Lineage: Eukaryota; Metazoa; Chordata; Aves; Gaviiformes; Gaviidae
Gene: ANKRD34A
Product: ankyrin repeat domain 34A
Molecular function (GO): protein binding
Source: RefSeq, a predicted model, not a curated record
AUGCCCAGCCCCGUCCGCCGCCCUCCCGGUGCCGCCGGGCCGCCCGGUUUAACCGCGUUACCGGCGGACGGUUCGGCGCUGCUGCGAGCCGUGGCACAGGGCAAGUUUCGCCUCACCCGGCUCUUGCUGGAAGGGGGGGCCUACAUCAACGAGGGCAACGCCGCCGGGCAGACGCCGUUGAUGGCCGCGUGCCGGGCCGGCUACGCCGACCCGCCGGAGCAGCCCCGGAUGGUUCGGUACCUCCUGGAAAACGGCGCCGAUCCCAACAUCCCCGAUAAAACGGGCAAGACGGCGUUGAUGCACGCCUGCGCCGAACGCGCCGGCCCGGCGGUAGCCGCCGUUUUGUUGGCCCACGGCGCCGAUCCCAGCGCCCGCGAUUACGCCGGAGCCUCCGCGCUGGUUUACGCCAUUACGGGGGACCGGGAGACGCUGCAGGUGCUGCUGGACGCCUGCAAGGCCCGAGGGAAGGAGGUGAUCAUCAUCACCACCGACACCUCACCCUCGGGUACCAAAACCACGCGGCAAUACCUAAACUCGCCGCCUUCGCCGGGGCUGGAGGAGAAACGCUCGCCGGCGCUCUGCAUGUCACCCUCCGACAUCGAGGUGCGGACGGCGGCUUCGCCCGCCGGCAGCGAGAAAGAAGAGGAGAGGGACAUCUUCUGCUUCCCGCCACCGCCGCCGGCACCGGUCACCGCCGUGCCGGAGCCGUCCCGCGCCCGGGGCCGGCCGCUGAAGCGCCUCAAUUCGGAGCCCUGGGGUUUGGUGGCCCCGGGGACAGAGGGGGCGCGGGGACCCCCGGAGCGGUUGGUGGUGGGGAUGGAGGGGCUGAGCCUCGGCGGGCGCCCGCGGCGGCACAGCGUGGAGGGCCGGGAGGCGGCGGAGCUGCCGGGGGCCGCCUGGGCCGAGCGGGUGCCCCCCGCUUGCCCGCAGCCGUUGGCACGUCGCAACACGGCCCCCGAAACGGCGCGGGUCAAACCGCCUCGCUGGGAACCCCCCGAAAUGGAGGGGCGCCCCUGGGCCGUCUCGCCGCCUCCCUCGCCGGGGCGAGGCCGGCGCUGCGCCGCGUCGGCCAUGCCGCUGCCGGCCGCCGAGUCCCCCCCGGGCACCCGCCGACGCCCGCCCGGUUUGCUGGAGCGUCGCGGCUCCGGCACCCUCUUGCUGGAGCCCUUGGCCCCGGGGAGGGCCGGCUUCUUGCCCCCCCUGCACGCCGGCCCACACCCCCCCGGCCCCCGCGGCCCCCCGGCCCCCGGCUCGCCCAAGGGACGCCGCAAGCUGCUGCGCCGGCACUCCAUGCAGACGGAGGAGAUGCGACAGUUGGCCAACUUCCAGAGCAGCGUGGCCCUGGAGCCGGGCAGUUAG